AGUUUCACACGCAGAAUGAGACACUGUUGUCUCUUUCAAACCGCCGCGGUUUGUUUUGACACGCUGAGUGGAUAAUCUCUAGAGUGGAAACCAGGACAACAACACUAACAAACAGGUUGCAUGAUGCUGGAAUCAGCACAGAUCCGUAGGAGAGGUGCUCUGGACUUUGAAGGUUACUAUGAUCACGUCUGUGCAGCUCAGGGGUCAGCUCCCGUCCGUGCAGUGAAAACCAGUCUGAGCCGAGGAAUCUUAGAUUUUAAUGCUGAUCACAUCAGCCUUGUGGACUGGACGCCAAUACUAUCAGCCCUUGCAAUCAACAAACACCUCCAGCAUGUUGCCAUCAAGAGCUGCCACCUCACCAACCUUGGAGCUCAAAGUUCUUACAGGUCCCAUAGUAAAAAGAAAAUCCCUGUUAUUCAUUCAAAGAAUAUGAGCCUUCAGCUGUGUAAGGCUGUGCAGAAGUGCCUGUGUGAAUCGAGCAGCUUAAAGACUCUUCAGCUACAUGGUCUGCCAUUGAGAGAGAGGGAUCUCAUUGCUUUAACAAAGGGUUUAGCUAAGAGUGUGUCAUUGGAGCAUCUGUCUUUAGCACACUGCCCAAUCGCAGAUGAGGGUUUGGAAGUCAUCUGUCAGAGUGUCAAGUAUUCCACAACAAUCAAGACAGUGGAUUUUACUUCCUGUAAUAUAACCUGGCAGGGGGCAGAGCAUAUGGCUAAUAUAAUAAAGCAUCAGGCAACAAGGCGGCAUAGCACGGCGUGGGUGGAGACUCUGCGCUACCGAAGGGCAGAAUUUGAGGCCAUGAGCGGACUGCGCAGGGUCACUCUCAAUGAAAACAUUCUGAUAGGGGACAGAGGAGUGAUGGCACUGGCCCACGAGCUUACAGAGGACCUGUGGGUCAAAGCAGUGGACCUGCAGCGGUGUGGGAUCUCCAAUGAAGGAGCUCGAGUUUUAGAGAAGAUGCUUCAGUCCAAUUCUACUCUGUGUGUGCUGGACAUCAGGAGAAACCCACUGAUUGAUAAUAAUCUAGUGAAGGCGGUGCUCAAAAGAGUUCUUAUGAACGCCAAAAGCCAAGACUCUCAGUAUCUAUGGCUUAAACCUCCUUCCCCUAAAGACACUUUUGAUCAAUCACGCCAGUUUAGGAGGAAGAAUACUGGAAAAGCUACGUAUAGAAUUGGAUCUCGUCGGCCCUCAUUUAUAAACUCUGGGUGCAGGCCUCCACGGCCUGGAACGGUGGGGUACGUCCCAUGGCGCACAGCGGCCCGGGCCGGUUUACAGAGAGGUGUGCCACAGGCUGAGGGGGUGACAGACCAAAGUUUUCAAAACGCCACCUCUGUGCGGGUUACCGUGGAGACAGAGUCCGAGUCAGAGGAAGUGGAGAGUGAAUAUGUGCAGAGUCCUCAGGAGAAAAUCUCAAGCAGCCAGUUCAGACGACUACAGACAGAAAACAAUCGACUACAGUGCAGUUCCUUCCCUCACCCACAGGUGGAGUUAGAGGAGUGUCGGUUGAGGCUGGCAGAGGAGAGGAAUGCCAGACUGAAGACCAGCUCUCACCUGGUGGAGCUGGAGCUGGAGAAUGAGCGUCUACGCAGUGUGAAUCUUUCUCUCUCUGAAGCCCAUCUCAGCACCUCUGUUCUGGAGGAUGAACGUGUGCUCGAGAGCAUCGAGUCUUCCUUCCACAAAUUCCAUGCCUUUCUAGACCUGCUAAAAGAUGCUGGGCUGGGCCAGUUUGCGUCUAGGGCUGGGAUUGACCAAUCGGACUUCGGGCUUCUUGGGCGUCCUCAGCUCUCCUCAACAGAGAGGGUCCAUGUAGGCCAAGGGGACCAGAGAAAGGAAGAGAAGAGGGAGAGUACAGCAAAUACGGACAACCCUCAUGCUGUAUCUGGGACUCAUUCAGGAACUCCUGCUAAAACUGAAGACCCGCCCCAGUUUCAGUCCCUACAGCAAGUGCCCUUAAUUCCAGCCAUGGAGGUCUGCCAUACCUCUCCGAUCCUACAGGAGCCGCUUGUGUUUGAGGCCCUUGAGCAGAGCCGACACAGGGCCAGUGGAGGUUCUCGCUCAGGGAGUUCAGCCAGCAGUGUUCGUCUUCAAUCCACAGGCUCUAGAUCCUACCGAGUGAACGGAUCUGAAGGGAAAGUGUCUUCAGCUCUGAGCUCAAGAGCUUCUAGUGUUUCUCAGUUGGGUUCAGGCAGACAGAGUUCUUCAGAAAGCCAGAGGAGCGCUGCUGGAUUAGUUGGGUUUUAGAGCUAGAUUCUAAGUUUUAGAAUAGAUAUUUUGGUCCGUAGUGUGUAUGAGAAGAAAAAUCUGUUGUCAUCUACUCACUUUCCUUUCCUCUGUGGGACACAAGAGGAGAAAUUUUGAAGAAUGUUGACCAUACAAUGAAAGCGAAUGUUGACUGAGGCUGUAGGUCACUAACAUGCGGCCUAACAUCUGCAUUUGAGAUGUAGAAAGAAAGUUAUAUGGGUUUUGGAACAUGAUGGUGAGUAAAUAAUGACACAAUUUUCAGUUUGGGAUGAACCAUCCCUUUUAAGGUGUUCUAUUCCAUUUCGAGUCUGUAUUUCUAUGAGUUGAUUGUGUUUGGAUAGUUUUGACCAUUAGUGGUCAAAAUGGUUGAAUCUUGAUCUGUUCAGUGUACAUUAAGAGACCUGUAACAAUCCUGUUAUAUGUGUGUUUGAAAAGUUGUCUUACUACUUGUCAUCCCGAGGCUCAGGAUGUGAUUUGUUCAUCUUCAUAAUCAAAUGUUUUUGUGAUGAGAAAAACAGUGAAGUAAUUUGCUGUCUACUAAUUGUCAAAAUAAUUCAUAGUUUUUUUUUUUAUAAAUAUUAUUUUUUCUUCAAAUAAACCAAUAUUUGGCACAUA
Messenger RNA from Myxocyprinus asiaticus (Chinese sucker), 2853 nucleotides. It is a transcript of the gene cep78, whose product is annotated as centrosomal protein 78. The record is from RefSeq and is a predicted model, not a curated record. Bases 121 to 2238 code for a protein of 705 amino acids. Gene Ontology annotation, molecular function: protein binding. Gene Ontology annotation, cellular component: centrosome. The transcript is spliced from 16 exons. NCBI's taxonomy places the organism in Eukaryota, Metazoa, Chordata, Actinopteri, Cypriniformes, Catostomidae.